UUCCCGACAAACAAGCAAAACCCACAACCACAAUCUUGCAGCAAAUCAAUUGACCACCACGUACUGAACAAUCACAGCAACAGACGACCACUAAUCGCUCAAUUCAAUUACUGGUGGUCUAGGGGUCCUAUAUGCUUGUCCAUGGCAGGCGGCUCGGCCUGCUCCUUGGCCGUAGCCAUGUAGCAGCUCCAAAACACACGUCCCACCUCCCACGGCGAACGGUGCAUCUCAACCACUUUGUCUCCAAAGGCGAAGCGGCGUCCGAGGCCGAACCACCGCAAAGUACCUUCACCGUCGCCGUAAAAGACAACAUCGCUACGCAAGCACACCCGACUACAUGCGCCUCCAAUAUCCUCCGCGACUAUACCUCGCCCUAUGAAGCUACCGUCGUCCGGCAGCUGCGCAGACGGGGUGCGCGCGUCGUCGGCACCACGAACCUCGACGAGUUCGGCAUGGGCACCCACAGCACGCACUCGGCCCACGGCCCCGUCGCCAGCCCGGCUGGUCGCUCGGCCGGCGGGAGCUCCGGCGGCAGCGCCGUGGCAGUGGCGGCCGGCGAGGUGGAGGUCGCGCUCGGGACGGACACGGGCGGCAGUGUGCGACUGCCGGCCGCCUACAACGGCGUCGUUGGAUUCAAGCCCAGCUACGGCAUGCUCUCGCGCUACGGGGUCGUUCCGUACGCCAACAGCCUCGACACCGUGGGGCUCCUGGCGCGGUCCGUCGAGAGGAUACGGGACUUAGUGGUGGGGGAGGGCUUGUGGGCGCAGCAUGACGACAAGGACCCGACCAGCUUGUCUGCUGCGGCGAGGUUGCGGUGCGCAAGUGGCAGGACGGGGUACAAGGGGGAGGCUGCAAAGGUCGGCUGGGAGGGUUUGACCUUUGGCAUUCCGCUAGAGUAUAACAUCUUCGAGCUCGACCCGCUGAUAAGAGAAGCAUGGGAAGAAGUCGCGGCCUUGCUGCAAAGCCUCGGGGCAAAUGUGGUACCCGUGUCGUUGCCCACGACGCGCCAGGCCCUAUCUGCGUACUAUGUGCUCGCCCCGGCCGAGGCGUCCUCGAACCUGGCAAAGUAUGAUGGCGUACGCUACGGAAACCCUGGGCCAGAAUCGGAGAAUGAAGGGGGUGUUUUGUAUUCGGCUGCUCGUGGCGCCGGAUUCGGCGACGAGGUCAAGCGCAGGAUAUUGCUGGGCGCCUACAGCCUCAGCUCCGAGGCUAUGGACAACUACUUUGUGCAGGCGCAAAAGGUGCGCCGACUCGUCAGGGGCGACUUUGACCGAGUUUUCCUCCUCGACAAUCCACUUGUCGACAAGGAGCCCACCGAGGAAGGGUUCGGGGAAGAGGCUGAGCAAGCUGACUUGGCGGACUUGCACGAGGAUGUGCCCCUUCUCAACAAGCGCGGGCCCGCCAGGGUUGAUUUCAUCUUGUCGCCGACCGCACCGACGCCGGCUCCCACGCUGGACGAGGCGUUGAGCCAGACGAGCCUGGACUCGGCCACGAACGAUGUGUUUACCGUGCCGGCCAGUCUAGCCGGGCUACCUGCCAUUAGUUUACCGGUAGAUAUGAAAGAAGAUGUCCAUGGGGUCGGACGCUUUGCUGGGAUCCAGAUCAUCGGGCAAUACUGGGAUGACGCCCGGUUGCUUGAUGUGGCCGUUGCUUUGAGGGGGGUGCUUGGUCGGGGCUUGGUAUGAACAAGUAUGCAAAACGAGACGAGGUGGCUCUCUCGUUUUGUGCUUGAUCAUGUAUUAUACUAUUACAUAACGAAAUAUUUCAUUUUGAGCCAUACCCCUC
Molecule: messenger RNA, 1785 nt
Organism: Pyricularia oryzae 70-15
Lineage: Eukaryota; Fungi; Ascomycota; Sordariomycetes; Magnaporthales; Pyriculariaceae
Product: glutamyl-tRNA(Gln) amidotransferase subunit A
Exons: 2
Coding region: 132-1685 (517 amino acids)
Biological process (GO): mitochondrial translation; glutaminyl-tRNAGln biosynthesis via transamidation
Cellular component (GO): glutamyl-tRNA(Gln) amidotransferase complex; mitochondrion
Molecular function (GO): glutaminyl-tRNA synthase (glutamine-hydrolyzing) activity
Source: RefSeq, a predicted model, not a curated record